AUGGUAAAGAAGCUUGAUCGUCUUUAUAGCAGAGCUGUAUUUCUCGGGUUCAGAAGAGGAAUUACUCUCCAAAACGAAAACCAAGCUCUCCUAAGAAUUGAAGGUGUUAAGACCAAAGAAGACGCAAAAUGGUACAUCGGAAAGAGAGCUGCUUACGUUUACAGAGCUCAUAAAGCCCAAACCAAGAAGAACAAGCUCACCAAGUAUAGAAGCAUCCAAGGAAAAGUUAUUGCUGUUCACGGAACUAAUGGUGUGGUCAGAGCCAAGUUUGCCCAUAAUCUUCCACCUCAAGCUAUUGGAAAAUUGGUCAGAGUAAUGCUUUACCCUAACAGACCAGCUAUUACUCAUUAA
Molecule: messenger RNA, 351 nt
Organism: Blepharisma stoltei
Lineage: Eukaryota; Ciliophora; Heterotrichea; Heterotrichida; Blepharismidae
Source: the annotation of a GenBank genome assembly